This is a messenger RNA of Oryzias melastigma (Indian medaka), 1435 nucleotides long. RefSeq names its product choline-phosphate cytidylyltransferase B. The coding region runs from base 160 to 1248 and encodes 362 amino acids. Gene Ontology annotation, biological process: CDP-choline pathway. The record is from RefSeq and is a predicted model, not a curated record. Lineage: Eukaryota; Metazoa; Chordata; Actinopteri; Beloniformes; Adrianichthyidae. The transcript is spliced from 8 exons. Gene Ontology annotation, molecular function: phosphatidylcholine binding; choline-phosphate cytidylyltransferase activity.
CCACAGCCAUCCCGUCACCAGGGUCACAUAGAUUGGGGGAGGAGGUGGGUGCAAAUUUGAAAAGAAGUCCAGGUUAAGAAAUCCUUCAUGCUCACAGAUUAGGACAGGAGUGGCAGGUGAAAUUCGGUGCGACGGUCAGUUGUCACUGCAGUGUUCAGGAUGGCGAGAAGGAGGCGAAGCAAAGGGAACAAUGCUCAACAGCAACAGAAUGCACCCAACCGAAGAGGACGCGCUCAGAAGGCCCUGCGGGAGCCAGCGGUCUAUGCCAAGCCAACAGGCUUUGAGUCUGAGGUUCCCCAUGAAAAACUGACAAUUACUCAAGCGCGGAAGGGAACACCAGCUAACCGCCCAGUGAGAGUCUACGCUGAUGGAAUAUUUGAUCUUUUCCACUCGGGACACGCUCGAGCUCUGAUGCAGGCCAAAAAUGUGUUCCCCAACACACACUUGAUUGUCGGAGUGUGCAGUGAUGAGCUUACACAUAAGUUCAAGGGCUACACGGUGAUGACGGAGGAUGAACGCUAUGAUGCCCUCACGCACUGCCGAUAUGUUGACGAGGUGGUGCGGGACGCACCCUGGACCCUCAGCACAGAGUUUCUCAAGAAACACAAGAUUGACUUUGUGGCCCAUGAUGACAUACCGUACACCUCUGCUGGAUCAGAAGACGUCUAUAAGCACAUCAAGGAAGCAGGAAUGUUUGUUGCCACCGAGAGGACAGAAGGUAUCUCCACGUCUGAUUUGAUCACUCGCAUAGUCCGAGACUAUGACAUCUAUGUCAGGCGCAAUCUGCAAAGAGGCUACACAGCCCGGGAGCUCAAUGUUGGGUUCAUCAAGGAGAAUACGUAUCGGCUCCAGAACCAAGUGGACAAGAUGAAGGAAACGGUCCGAACUGUAGAGGAAAAGUCGAAACACUUUGUCAACAGGGUGGAGGAGAAGAGCCAGGACCUCAUUCACAAAUGGGAGGAGAAAUCACGAGAGUUCAUUGGCAAUUUCUUGGAACUUUUUGGUCCAGAUGGAGCAUGGCAUGCAAUCCAGGAGCGAAGUGGCCGCAUGCUCCAGGCACUCUCUCCAUACUCGUCGCCUCGAGGCUCCCCCAGCAGCAGCCCCACCAGGGCAAACUCACCCCCUCCGGGCUCCCCAACCAGCGCUGCUUUACGACCCUCUUCCCCUACCUCCCCCCCCUCACGCAAAAAGAGGGCAGCACGUUCUUCAGUUAAAGUGGCUUCCGCAAACAGAAGACCUGUUCAAUAAGCCUUUUGCUGAUUUUUAUCUCUUAAAUUAUAAUUAAUAAUCUACCUGAUGACUAUUUGUUCAAAAUAAGAUGUACAAAUGAGGUUAUUUAACAUUUUUGUUUGUCAAUGUGAUGUAAUAAUGUACAUAGCUUGUUGCAGACAAAUAAGGCAUAUUAUUAAAAUAAUAAAGUUUAGUCUGAAUGUAA